This is a messenger RNA of Paraphaeosphaeria sporulosa, 3069 nucleotides long. Its product is annotated as ankyrin. Gene Ontology annotation, molecular function: protein binding; ATP hydrolysis activity. The transcript is spliced from 4 exons. Bases 129 to 3044 code for a protein of 971 amino acids. The record is from RefSeq and is a predicted model, not a curated record. NCBI's taxonomy places the organism in Eukaryota, Fungi, Ascomycota, Dothideomycetes, Pleosporales, Didymosphaeriaceae.
CUUGUCCAACAAGAGAAGUUGUUUUUGUGCCCUUUGAUGCGAGAUGGAAGAGGCCUCUGGUGCUGCGUGGUUGGACCUGAUAGGCCAUACGGUAUCGAUAAGAUGCGGCGCAGCACAGCGGGCAUCGCAUGCAGCUGUUCAGCCUUGCAGCGGCAACUCCUCAGCCUGGGCGCUUGCGAUAUUACCACCUACAUGAUGCCGCCUGCUUCUCCAUUAGCUGCCCCAUACGCACCUGCAUCGUCCGUCGAUCUUUUCUGAGUAUGGAUCCGCUCAGCGUCGCGGCCAGCAUCAUCUCAGUUCUCCAGCUCUCGGGCAAGGUCCUUGGAUAUCUCAACGACGUCAAAGAUGCUUCGGAAGAUCGUGCAAAGUGCGCAGUUGAGGCCUCAAACGUAUACAGUCUCCUUCUCAAUCUGAGGUUCCGUCUUGAGGAGGGAAGUGCCGAUGCACCGUGGUACACCGCUGUCCGAGCCCUAGGAGUCGAGAAUGGACCGCUCGACCAGUUUAAGCAAGCGCUGGAAACACUCCAGAUUCAGAUGACAGGUGGAGGUCGAAUACAACAGGCAGGUAGAGCGCUAGUAUGGAAGUUCAAGAAGGAAGAAAUCGCUGGCAUAUUGGUCCGAAUCGAGCGUUUAAAAGCGCUCGUGGGGAUCGCGUUACAGAUGGACCAUUUUAAAUUGUCCAAAGCCAUCAAAUACGAUACCAACGUCCUCCAAACACACGUGCCCGCAAUACAUUCUCGAGUAGAUGAGAUCCAGCAAGAUCAAGUUAAUGCAAAGCACAGCAAGAUGGUGGGAUGGAUCUCGCCUACCAACUACCCCGCGCAACAAUCGGACAUUAUACGUCGCAGACAGAAGGGAACGGGCCAGUGGUUUCUUAACGCACCCGAGUUCACAACGUGGCUCGGUGAGCCGAAGGGAACUCUCUUCUGCCCAGGCAUUCCUGGCGCCGGCAAGACGAUGGUGGCAGCGAUCGCGAUCGAACACCUCCUAAACUCUACACAGAGCAGCUCAGUCGGAGUUGCGUAUGUGUAUUGCAAUUAUAAAGCACAAGAAGGGCAGGAUGCCUCCAGCAUGCUGGCAGCCAUCGUCAAGCAGCUGGUGCAGGGUCGACCGUCAAUGGUGGAGCCUGUAGCUCGACUGUACGAGCAGCAUGUCGAUCAAGGCACGAAGCCGUCUAUUGAGGAGAUCUUUAGCGCCCUUCGAGAAGUAGUCCCAAAGUACUCUACUGUCUAUGUUGUGAUCGAUGGUCUGGACGAGUGUCGAGACAGUGACGGCACUCGCAGUCAGCUUCUGGCCAGACUUAAAGACUUACAAGUGGGACAAGAUGUUCGCAUUAUGGGCACUGCGCGGUUCAUACCAGAGAUUGAAGCUGAGUUUCAAACAGCGAUGAAGCUAGAAAUACAAGCUAGUGAUGAGGACGUGAGGCGAUAUAUAGCCGGCCAGACGCACCGACUGCCAAGGUGCAUUCAGCGUGACCCUGCGCUGCAGAUCACGAUACAAGACAAGCUUGUGGAGGCGGUAGACGGCAUGUUUCUUCUUGCCCGCCUGCACACGGACUCGCUCCUAGACAAGCGAACAGUGAAAGAAGUCAAGUUGACGUUAGACCGACUCUCAAAAGGCUCGGCUGCACUCAACGAUGCAUACGACGACGCCAUCCAACGCAUAGACGGCCAAUUAGACGGAGAUAGAGAGCGGGCUAAGAAAGUACUAUUGUGGAUCACGUACGCAAGGAGGCCGCUCACCACAACAGAGUUGUGCUGUGCCCUAGCGGUGGAGCUAGACGAAGCGGAGCUCGAUCCAGAAAAUAUGCCAGACAUCGAGGACUUGCUAUCUGUGUGCGCCGGCCUUAUUGUUGUUGACCAGGAAAGCGCUCUCGUUCGUCUUGUGCAUUAUACUACGCAAGAGUAUUUUGAGCGCGUUAGAGACAGGUGGAAUCCCAAUGCUCCGCUGCAGAUAGCCUCAACAUGCCUCACCUAUCUAUCGUUCGAUCUUUUCAAGACAGGCAGCUGCUCCUCGGACAAAGACUUUGAAAAGCGGCUUCAGGAAAGCAAGUUCUUAGACUAUGCAGCUAAACAUUGGGGAGAGCAUGUUGCGAAGGUGGAAAGCGAUACAUGCAAGCUAGCCUGUUCAUUCCUUUUUAAUAACUGCUUAGUUUCGAGCGCUACGCAGGUGCUCUUGGUUCCAACGUAUACGUACAGCGGUCAUAGCCAGGAAUAUCCCAAGGCCAGCACAGGAGCCCAUCUUGCAGCGCGGUUCGGAUUAUCAUGUAUCCUGGAGGCUCUGCUCUUACCUGAAGGACAAGAGAGAGAAGCUGAUUUAACAAAGAAGGAUAGCAGAGGUCACACUUUACUCUAUCUCGCGGCAGCGAACGGACAUUGUCUGACAGCGGGAUGGCUGAUCAAUAACGGCGCCAACGUCAACGCGCAGGGUGGAGGGUACGGCAACGCGCUCCAGGCGGCUUCAUACGGAGGCCACGAGGCGAUUGUGAAGCUGCUGCUCGACAAGGGCGCCGAGUACGGCAACGCGCUCCAGGCGGCUUCAUAUGGAGGACACACAGAGUUACUUGACACAUUAAUCACAAAUGGUGCCACCUUGAAGGUCCAAGAUUACUAUGGACGGACACUGCUUUGGUGGGCUGCAGCUGGCGGCAAGAUCGCCACUGUAAAAUCACUUAUCAUGAACCACAACAUCGACCCCAGAAUAGCUGACAAUCUUGGGCGAAAGCCUUCCUGGAUAGCAGCGAAGAAAGGACAUGGCGCAGUAUCGAAGCUUCUCCAAGAGCAUGAUGGAGAAACCAGCACUGAGCCGACAGUGCUAUCCAACGAGAAUCACCACCAAUCCGCUCUAGAAUGCAAUGUCUGCACCUCACAAAUUCCAACCACUGUCUUCCAUUACCAUUGUAAUCUCUGCGCUGGUGGAGAUUGGGAUGUAUGCGAGGACUGUAGGAAGUGUGGAGCCACUUGCGUGGCACCGGCUCACACUCUGCGUAAACGGGAGAUGCUUGACGGAGUCUGGUCAGAGAUCACGCGUGAUCAUGACUCAUGAAAAAUUGUGGCAGUCGCAUAGAAUC